Molecule: messenger RNA, 474 nt
Organism: Prorocentrum cordatum
Lineage: Eukaryota; Dinophyceae; Prorocentrales; Prorocentraceae
Source: the annotation of a GenBank genome assembly
GGUACCCGCGCGGAGACCUUCCUCCUCCUCUUCCUCUUCCUCCUCUUCUUCCUCCUCCUUCUUUUCCUCCUCCUCCUCCUCCUCUUCCUCUUCCUCGUCGUCCUCCUCCUCUGAGGACCCGCGCGACGGGCACGCGCAGCGGUGCGAGCAGGUGGCGCAGCGGGCGGCGCAGGAGGCCGUGCGGCAGACCGAGGAGCGCGCAGUGCAGCGCCUGGAAGAGCUCUGGGACCGGCGCGUGCAGGCCCUGUGCGACCGCCUCGCGCGCCAGCAGCGGGACGCGGUGCUCCAGGCAUCGGAGGGGUCGCCCGCGGCCGCCUGGGUCGGCGAGGAGCACGCGGCGCUGCAGGAACUGCGUGGGUCUCGGCUGCAGCCGGCCAUCGCGGAGGCGGUCGGGGUCCUCAUCAACGGCGUGGCGGCGCUGCAGGAGCCCUUCAGGGCUUGACGACUUUUCGCCAAUCGUCUCAUGGGGAUCAA